AUGUCGCAACAAGCCUCGCUCCAGUCCUUUUUCACCCAGUCUUCUCAGCAAGGGACAGCCCCUCCGCAGAACAGGAAUACUCCGACCUUUGCAACACAAUCCGACUACAACGACCCAUACCAACCGAGAAUUGACUACCUCUACCCAAGCGUCGUUCCCCAGGACACUCACACCCAGACGGACCUGAACUACAUCACCUGGGCCAUUAGACAUGCCACCAGCCGAAUCUGCCCACCCACUGACAGGAUUGAAAUCCUCGAAGAGCAAACGACCACACUCCGGAGAACAGUAGAUACACUGAGGCACCAAAUCGAGGCGCAAACAAACAUGAUCACCAGCAUGCACUCGGCGAUCCAUCUUCUUCUCAACAAACAACCACAACCGCAGCAACCGCAGCAACCACAACAACAGCAACAACAGCAACAACAGCGAAAACAACAACCGCAGGGACAGAGAAUGCCCCCUCCAGCAGUCCCCCAAACAGUUCCCCAAGCAGCGCCUCAGGCAGCUCCUCAGGCCCCCCCACCCGCACCCCCCCAACAAGCCCCACCCCCCGCCGUGGCCUCGGCCCCCGGUCCUGCCCAAGGAAACUUCCAGGUUGUUGAGAGAAGAAAGAAGUCUGCAAAGCCAAAAGCGGAUCCUCUCUUCAAGCCAGAAUAUACCAAAAUCAACAGACAAAUCAUUGUCGAAACCACUGCCCCAUCCGACGUCAAUCCCUCCGAGAUCAGGACCCUAGUCAAUUCAAGAAUUCAGGACGAAUCCUGCCACUUCAUUUCAGCAAGGAGAACACCCAAGGAUAACUUUAUCCUGGAAACAAAGUUUGUCACCCCAGCAUCGAAGGCAAUGGAAUACGCCAAAGAAAUUGAGGAGGCUCUCCUCACCCUACAAGUACCAGUCGCUAUCAUCCGGGCAAACUCCAAAUGGUCAAAGUUCCUUAUUCACGGAAUCCCCACGACGGUCGGAGAAGGCGUCGAGGCAGGACAACUGGUAGCAUCCGAAAUUAGAAGCAACUAUGGAGAGAACUUCCAACUUGCCCAGGUUCCCCGCUGGAUCUCUAGAGCAGAGACUCGAAUGGAGAAAACCCACUCAUCAAUGAUCAUCGCGCUCCCAGGACAAGUUACAAUGGAAUCACUAGGAGUUAAGUUCCUAUCCCUCUUUAACCGAAGCUGCCACAUCGAGGCCUUCCUCCCAACCUUCCCAGACACCCAAUGCGCGAAGUGCCUCGAAUAUGGUCACCGCCAGGAGAAAUGCAAAAACAACGGGAGAUGCGGUCACUGUGCCGGAGACCAUCUCACCAGCUUCCACCCAUGCAAUCAAUGCCAGGGAGGAUAUAGAUGCACCCACACCCCAAUCAGAUGCCUGAACUGCAAAGGAAUCCAUAAGGACUCCGACCCAGCAUGCCCCGAAAGAGUCAAACGCCGAUUCCUUAACAAAGGAAAAGAAAGCGCCCCACCCGUUCAAGACCCACCGGCCGCACCCAUCCAAGAGCCUCGAACCACCGCGCUCGCACACCAACUCAAUUGUGCACGGAGCGAACUCAUUACCAAGGCGGCGGUAGAAGAAGCGGAAACAGACUCUAGCAUUUAUUUCCUAUUAUUACAAGAACCAUGGACCUCAGCAGAGGGAUACCCACCAGAAUCGAACCUCUUUUAUAUUUUUACAGCCAGCAAUACCAAUACAAAAUGCGCAACAUACGUCCGCAAACAUGCCAACCUCAAACCAAAACACCACUACACACACGAUAAUUUCAUAGUAUCGAUUACGGUAGAAAUCCAGAACAAGAAAACCCAAAUCCUAAACAUAUACUCCCCAGGCCGAAGUGGCCCCUUCGCCCAGAUAGCAAGUACAAUCGAAACCCUUGAUAACUGUCUAGUAAUGGGAGACUUCAACUGCCACCAUCAGAUGUGGUACGGAGUAAAUUCACAUGAAUACAGAAACAACAUUCGAGCAGACCGCGUCAAUGGUGCACGACUAAAACGAUGGAUAACCAGACAGAAACUGUCCCUCCUGAACGAACCAGGCGUCUUUACGCAUUUCUCCAGAGACAGAGGGAAAAGGCCCACAACUAUCGACCUUACAUUUGUAAAAGGCCCAAUACUCGAUCACAACCUACGAUGGAGCACUGAACCCUACGGAGCGGGCUCAGACCAUGGGAGAACCUCCGUUCACUUACACUUGGAGAAACCACCUUUUGUACCAAGACGAAUGUGGCGACAAACAGACUGGAAGCUAUUGGAAAACCACAUGUCAAACAUUUCCAUCCCUGCAGAGGCAUGGGAAACCAAGGAACUUACGGAACAGACUGUUGAUUUCUUUCUAGAACUGGUCAGGUCAACAGUCAGCAUAGUAACACUGCUCUCGAAGGAGGGGGUAAGAGCCAACUCCUGGUGGUCAGAUGUAAUGAAACAAAUGAAGGCAAAGGUAAAUGCAGCAGAAAGGAAGGCGAGGAACACAAGGAAACCCAAUCACGUGGAGGAACACCGGAAGGCUUGCAGAGAAUGGACAGUCAUGAUCCGGAAAGCAAAAGCAGACCAGCGGGAAAAGACGAUGAACGAGGCGAAAGGUAGUGAAGUCUGGAGAAUCCUAAACGUAGGAAGAAGAAGAGACACAAUCAUACCAACCAUACAAGGUGAAGAAACGUUUGCGGGGAAGUGUCAAUCUCUAAGAGCCCAACUCUUCCCCUCGAAACGGACGUCCCCCGACCAUCCCCCCUUGAACAUUAGACCCCCCUCUUUUGACCUUAGCAAUACCUUCGAUAUAGUCACCCCCGAAGAACUUAACAAAGCAGUCGACUCCUGCCCAGCGCACUCGGCGACCGGCCCGGAUGGCAUCCCUUAUACCUUUAUCAAAGCUAUAGUCAAAGCAAAGACAACUCUAAUCCAAGACAUGUUCUCCGCUAUGCUCCGGCACGGUGUACAUCCAGCGGAAUGGAAAAUAGCUAAGUGUAUCCCGAUCCCAAAACCCGCCUACCGGCCCAUUUCCCUUCUACAAUGUUUCAGCAAAAUCCUGGAGAAGAUAGUGGCCCAGAGAUUCUGCACCGCUGGAGAAAUCCUAGGCACGCUCUCAGCAAACCAAUUCGGAGGAAGACCAACCAUCUCGGCAAUCGAUGCCCUCCUGAGAACCUUGACACCAAUACAACAAAACCUACUACUAAAAAACAGCACCGGAAUCGCCCGGCGAGAUAGACCAGCGAUCCUAACCAACGACAUCCAAGGAGCAUUCAAUUGUAUCGACCACCUACUCCUCGCGGAAAUCAUGCACCAACAAAAAUUCCCCACCUAUCUGAUAGAAUGGUGCAAGAAAUUCAACACCGGCAGAAAACUACAGUUCCAAUUCAACCAUGAGCUAGAGGAACCACAGCCCUAUGAUUCCGGAGUGCCGCAAGGUAGCCCCAUGUCUCCGGUACUAUUCAUGAUCUAUGCCGGAGUAAUUCUGGACCCAACUAGCAGCCCAAAAGAGAUGGACACAACUUACAUUGAUGACGAUGCGCUGGUGCAAAUAUCCAAAACACCAGGCUUUACAAUCAAGAGAAUGGAGGAACGAAUGAGAGAGAGACUAAUUAAAGCUGAGCCACUCCAAAUCAAAUACGACCCGGACAAAUCCGAUCUGAUCUUCUUCCGGCCCACCACAUCAUCCACACAACAACCACGACUUCCAGUCAAAGUGAACAACAUCAAUAUAUACCCCAAAGAGAGGCUGAAAUACGUAGGAGUCUGGAUAGAUCCAACCCUCUCCUUCCGGCCCCAUAUCGAAGCAGCAAUCGCAAAAGGCCUAAAAGCCCUCCACCAAAUCCGAAACACCGCCCGCCUGCCAGGGAUAACAGUCAAGACAGUUCAUCACCUAAUAACACAGGGCUUCCUUCCAAGCCUGCUCUACGGAUCUGAGGCUUGGUGGACUGGCGCAGACCACAUCAUUAGAUCGCUAGAACCAUUAUACAACGAAGCUGCCCGGAUCAUCACGGGCCUACCCCGAUGGACCAAGAGAGCUAAACUCCUCCGAGAAGCAGGACUACCCCCCCUAGAACACCUCCUAACAUAUCGCUCAAGAAAGUACGGAACCAGAAUACUCUGCACCGAGGCAACCCACCCUAACAAUGAAUCCCUAAUCGAGCUCCUCCCAUACAGAGAAGCAAACAUCAAAGGGACAGGUCUACACCGAAUCGCUUCCCUCCUACUCCCAUAUCAAACCCCCGGAAAUCCGAGAGACAAGUGGAAUCAAAACAACCUACUACGCGACCACCUGUUGGAAGAAUGGAAUACACACCCAAUACCGGACUACCAUCAUCGGGGGGAUUUCCGCCCCCCUUCCAGGAUUGCGAAACUCACCCUAACGGAAGCGAAAAAAGUUUUUCGAAUCCGGUGCCAAACCACCCGAAUCGAUAAACACGCGGUAUAUACAGACCCCGAACCAUGCCAGUGUGGUAUGGAAAACUCAGCGAAAUACACACUUAUGGAAUGCCCAGCGUGGGCUCGAAUCCGCGCCCCCCUGAUAGAAAAGAUCCCCAGAGCGAUAACCUGGGAAAACUGGAUGUUUACAAACUUGAAAACGGACCUUAUCUUACAAUUUGCAAAAAACUCUAAACUCUCGAAGUGGUACGAGUCGGCGGAAGCGGAGGUGGACCUAGAAGAGGGGACGGAAGAAAAUGAUUAG
Morchella sextelata is the source of this 4650-nucleotide messenger RNA. RefSeq lists its product as uncharacterized. Lineage: Eukaryota; Fungi; Ascomycota; Pezizomycetes; Pezizales; Morchellaceae. The transcript has 5 exons. The record is from RefSeq and is a predicted model, not a curated record. Gene Ontology annotation, molecular function: catalytic activity. The coding region runs from base 1 to 4650 and encodes 1549 amino acids.